AUGAUGAUUCACGGCUUUAAAAGCAGUAAUCAAGACUUUAGCUUUGGACCAUGGAAGCUCACAGCUAUCAAGACUCAUAUUAUGAAAUCAGCUGAUGUGGAAAAACUGGCUGAAGAAAUGCACAUGCCCUGUCUUCCCUGAGAUGAUGUUUGGCGACAAUGUCCUAAGAAUUCAACACACUCCUCUGGCUUUGGUAUAGAAUUUAAUGCUAAAGAUGCUCUUAAAAGAGUCAAUAAGAAGGAGGGAGCCGUAAAGGUAGCUUGUGCUGAAGAGUGGCAAGAGAGCAGGUCAGACAACGAGCAUAGCAAAGAAAUUGUAAAGCCCUAUGACUGGACUUACACAACUGACUAUAAAGGAACAUUGCUAGGUAAUGACCUGAAGUUCAAUGUUGUCACGACAACUGAACGAAUUAACACAGAAAAAUUGAAGACAAGAGAACAAAUCAUGUUUUUCGAGGAGGUUUUGUUGUUUGAAGAUGAGCUCCAUGAUCACGGAGUAUCUGGCUUGAGCGUUAAAAUCAGAGUCAUGCCUUCCAGUUUUUUCCUCCUUCUUAGAUUCUUCCUUAGAGUAGAUGGUGUCCUCAUCCGAAUGAAUGACACACGACUUUAUCAUGAAAGUGACAAAACGUACAUGCUGAGAGAAUACACAUCCAGGGAGAGCAAAAUCAGCAACCUUAGCCAUGUGCCCCCUCCUCUUUUCACAGAGCCCAAUGAGAUCUCUCAGUAUUUACCUGUGAUGGAAGCAAUGUAUGAAAAGUUAGAAUUCCCAUUGAUACCGCCAGAAGAAACAAGUGACUCUCCUAAAUCAACAAGCCCCAUAAAAUCUUUGUAG
Molecule: messenger RNA, 831 nt
Organism: Staurois parvus
Lineage: Eukaryota; Metazoa; Chordata; Amphibia; Anura; Ranidae
Source: the annotation of a GenBank genome assembly